UGCUUGCUCAAAGAAGAGUUAAGAAUUUUGCAAUCGGCCUCGGCAAGGAGGUUUGGGUAAAAGGAGGAGGAGCCAAGAGGCGCUGGGAACUGACCCAGCAGUUUCCGCCUAUAAAGUGAUGCCUGGCCCCUACAAGGAGAGUUUGCAUAUUUAUGAGGAACCACCGAGAUUGUUGGAGGACCUGGCAGUCUAGAAGGGCCAGAACCCCUCGCUCCCAGUGCCUUUCCGUUUCCGUUAGGAUAUUGGCUGUUGGCGAGCAUCAUGGCAACAGUGACGGCCACAACCAAGGUCCCAGAGAUCCGUGAUGUGACGAGGAUCGAGCGUAUCGGUGCUCACUCCCACAUCCGGGGGCUGGGGCUCGAUGACGCCUUGGAGCCGCGGCAGGCUUCCGAGGGCAUGGUGGGGCAGUUGGCAGCCCGGCGGGCAGCUGGUGUCGUGCUGGAGAUGAUCCGGGAAGGGAAGAUCGCUGGGCGGGCUGUCCUCAUCGCCGGCCAGCCGGGCACUGGGAAGACAGCCAUCGCCAUGGGCAUGGCUCAGGCCCUAGGCCCAGACACUCCAUUCACAGCCAUCGCUGGCAGUGAGAUCUUUUCCCUGGAGAUGAGCAAGACAGAGGCACUGACACAGGCCUUCCGGAGGUCCAUCGGUGUUCGCAUCAAGGAAGAGACUGAGAUCAUCGAAGGGGAGGUGGUGGAGAUCCAGAUUGACCGGCCAGCAACAGGGACGGGCUCCAAGGUGGGCAAGCUGACCCUUAAGACCACUGAGAUGGAGACCAUAUAUGACCUGGGCACCAAGAUGAUCGAGUCCCUGACCAAGGACAAGGUCCAGGCUGGGGACGUGAUCACCAUCGACAAGGCCACGGGCAAGAUCUCCAAACUGGGCCGCUCCUUCACACGCGCUCGUGACUAUGAUGCCAUGGGCUCCCAGACCAAGUUUGUACAAUGCCCAGACGGGGAGCUCCAGAAACGCAAGGAGGUGGUGCAUACGGUGUCCCUGCAUGAGAUUGACGUCAUCAACUCCCGCACGCAGGGCUUCCUGGCCCUCUUCUCUGGUGACACAGGAGAGAUCAAGUCAGAAGUCCGAGAGCAGAUCAAUGCCAAGGUGGCUGAGUGGCGCGAGGAGGGCAAGGCGGAGAUUAUCCCUGGGGUGCUGUUUAUCGAUGAGGUCCACAUGCUGGACAUCGAGAGCUUCUCCUUCCUCAACCGAGCCCUGGAGAGCGACAUGGCGCCUGUCCUCAUCAUGGCCACCAACCGUGGCAUCACCCGGAUCCGGGGCACCAGCUACCAGAGUCCCCACGGCAUCCCCAUCGACCUGCUGGACCGACUGCUCAUCGUUUCCACCUCUCCCUACAGCGAGAAGGACACGAAGCAGAUCCUCCGCAUCCGAUGUGAGGAGGAAGAUGUGGAGAUGAGUGAGGACGCCUACACGGUGCUGACCCGCAUUGGGCUAGAGACUUCACUGCGCUAUGCCAUCCAGCUCAUCACGGCUGCCAGCCUGGUGUGCCGGAAACGCAAGGGCACAGAAGUGCAGGUUGAUGACAUCAAGCGGGUCUACUCGCUCUUUCUGGAUGAGUCGCGCUCCACGCAGUACAUGAAGGAGUACCAGGACGCCUUCCUCUUCAAUGAACUCAAAGGAGAAACCAUGGAUACCUCCUGAACUGAUGUUCCCCUCACCUUGGCCUCUCCUGUUUUCUACCAGAGUUCUGACACUGUGACUUUAUAUAAAAUACUUCUGAAACUGGA
Molecule: messenger RNA, 1739 nt
Organism: Hipposideros armiger (great roundleaf bat)
Lineage: Eukaryota; Metazoa; Chordata; Mammalia; Chiroptera; Hipposideridae
Gene: RUVBL2
Product: RuvB like AAA ATPase 2
Exons: 15
Coding region: 262-1653 (463 amino acids)
Molecular function (GO): ATP binding; ATP-dependent activity, acting on DNA; ATP hydrolysis activity
Source: RefSeq, a predicted model, not a curated record